Molecule: messenger RNA, 4305 nt
Organism: Uranotaenia lowii
Lineage: Eukaryota; Metazoa; Arthropoda; Insecta; Diptera; Culicidae
Product: metabotropic glutamate receptor 5-like
Exons: 14
Coding region: 517-4095 (1192 amino acids)
Biological process (GO): regulation of synaptic transmission, glutamatergic; G protein-coupled glutamate receptor signaling pathway
Cellular component (GO): postsynaptic density membrane
Molecular function (GO): adenylate cyclase inhibiting G protein-coupled glutamate receptor activity; G protein-coupled receptor activity involved in regulation of postsynaptic membrane potential
Source: RefSeq, a predicted model, not a curated record
AAGCUGCUUGGCAGAUGACAAAUGGAUUAACCCAGGAAGUGGCCUGAAGUGUGCGUCUCUUUCGUGUCCAAAACAGCAGUUAGCUUCCGCGUGUCGGUUAUUCCGGUGUUUAUUUUUUUUUGUGGGCAGGACGACCAUCCUUCACUUUUCGAGCCACGGCCUCUCAGUUGGGUUCAUGGUGAUGAGGCCUGACUUUUAUGCUCGCCACACUUACGCCUCCAAUGAAACCGGCGGAAAAAAUAUUGCGAAGGCGGAACGAGUCAAGUGGGAAAUAAAGAAGAAGUGAUUAGAACCAUUUCCGGGGGAUUUGUGCGAUUGUGUGUCACUUUUAACCCAUCCUUCCUUUUUUUGUUUGAGCUUAGGGAAAUAUUUGUGCGACGAAUGAAAAAUGAAUGGGAGUGCUAUCAGAAAAGUGAUCCACAAAAAGUGAAAACCAAAAUGACCAUCAACACUAAAGCUUGUCAUUCAGAAUAGUUUGGGUUCGAAAGGCAAAUAAUCGGGUUAACCCGGAUUCUGAUGCUGGUCAUGAGCUUGCUUCUGUUGUUGAUAAUUGUGACCACUUUGGCGGAAAUAUCAUCGAAUGCUGCUGGUAGUAGUGACGUCCCCCAGCCGGAAGAUGUAGCUGGGGCCAGUUCGGUUCUGGCCAGUAGUCCAUCAAGCGGUCAUCCUCAUCAGCAUUCACCAGCAUCGGGUCAAUCGGACACAUCUAAGAGAGCAUCGGCCCACAUAUCGGGGGAUUUUAUCAUUGGGGUGCUGUUUUCGGUGCAUCAUCAGCCUCGGCAGAAGCGAACCGGACCGAAUCACUUCCUGUCCUGUGGAGAGGUUCGAGAGCACUAUGGCAUCCAACGGUCGGAGGUCACUUUCAAAACGAUCGACGAAAUCAACAACAAUCCAUCGCUGCUUCCAAACAUCACUCUGGGAGUGGAAAUCCGGGACUCCUGUUGGUACGCUCCUGUAGCGCUGCAACAGAGCAUCGAACUCAUUCGUGACUCCAUAUCGCCUCCAACCACCAAUACGGGUCACUCCGGGAACUCCCGAAAAUCAGAGCCCGGAAAUGGGUUCCCACCGGAGGAAAACUGUCCAAUUUCGUACCAAAACGCAUCAGCCAAAUAUGGAGUAUCGAGUCGACCCAGCAAAUACCGCCAAACUUUAAUUGGUGUUAUUGGGCCAGGGUCCAGUUCGGUUGCGUUACAGGUACAAAAUCUGCUGCAACUGUUCGCCAUACCGCAGAUCGGUUACUCAACCACUUCGAAGGAUCUCUCGGAUAAGGCCCGAUAUAGUACCUUCAUGAGGGUGGUGCCGUCCGACUACUACCAGGCCCAGGUCAUGGUGGACAUCGUGCGGCAGUUCAACUGGACCUACGUGUCGGCCAUCAAUACGGAUGAAAACUAUGGUCAAUCCGGCAUCCAGGCAUUCAGGGAGUUAGCGGAAAAGUAUGGAGUUUGCAUUGCAAGAGAAGAUUCUGUCCUUAGCAACGCUGACGACGAAUCGUUCGCCGAUGUGCUGCGCAACAUCGAACAGGACCCGAACGCCAACGUGGUGGUCUGCUUCUGCGAGGGAAUGACCGUUCGGGGACUUCUGAGGGCCAUCCAGCGCCUGAACAUGUCCGAUCGGUUCCUGCUGAUUGGGAGCGAUGGCUGGGCCGAUCGAGCCGACGUCGUCCAGAACUACGAACGUGCCGCCCUCGGAUCGAUCUCGAUCCGCAUCCACAGCCCGUACGUGAAAUCUUUCGACGAUUACUACUUCGGGUUGAGCCCCUUCACUAAUAAACGAAACCCAUGGUUUCGGGAGUUUUGGGAGAUGAAAUUCAACUGCAGCUUGCCAACCAUCGAAGAAAGGAAAUUCUCGUUGCUUUCAGACCGAAAACCUUUAUGCACAGGUAAGGAGCAACUGUCGGAGCGCUACAAGCAGGAACCGAAAAUGAGUUUCGUCAUCAAGGCAAUCUACACGAUGGCGUACGCUUUGCAUGCCCUGCAGCAGGACGCUUGUGGCCGUAACUGGCCCGGGAUCUGUGCGGCCAUGUUCCCCUUCAAUGGGACCCAGUUUUUUAACUACCUAAUGAACGUUUCCUUCACCUACGAGCCGGGCGAUACGGUGGAGUUUGACAGCCGAGGCGAUCCCCCUGGGAGAUACGACAUUAUGAACUAUCAGCAGAUGCCGAACGGGACGUACGAUUAUGUGCAGGUCGGCGAGUGGAACAACGGAUCGUUGAACUUUUUCCGAGAACUCCAGGAACCGGACACGGGACCGGUCGAAUCGGUCUGCUCCAAGCCGUGCCUACCGGGAUACUAUAAGAAUCUGCAAACCGGUGGCCAGGAGAAGCAAUGCUGUUGGGUUUGUGUGCCCUGUGAGCGGCACCAGUUCCUGUACAACGAAACACACUGCCAAAACUGUGACCUCGGCUUUUGGCCGGACUCCUCCAAGACGGAAUGCUUACAGAUACCCAUCGAGUACAUGCAAUGGGGUGACACCGAGUCCAUUGUCGCCAUAUCUUUCUCCGUACUCGGGUUCAUCACCACAGGACUGGUGUUUGGAGUCUUCCUUAGACACAACGAUACUCCGGUUGUAAAAUCAUCAACCCGGGAGCUCUGCUACCUGAUCCUCGUGGGAAUGAUCAUAUCGCACAGCUCAAUCUUCGCCAUCUUGGCGAAACCGUCGGCCAUUUCCUGCCUGUUAAGUCGAGCUCUCCCGGGGAUAUCGUUUGCCAUGAUCUAUGCCUCGUUGCUAGUGAAGACGAAUCGGAUAGCGCGGAUUCUGGCCGGUUCCAAGAAGCGCUUUCCAACCAAGAAGCCCAAGUUCAUGUCGGCCGCUGCCCAGCUUGUUAUCACCGGAUUGCUCAUUUCGGUAGAAAUUACCAUUUCCGUUUUCAUGCUCAUUUUGGAGGCUCCCAAUACCGAACAUCAGUAUCCGAUUCGACAGCGUACGGUGCUGGCCUGCAACACCACCCGGCAAGGAAUUUUGGUCCCCUUAGCGUUUAUAUUUCUGCUGAUCAUUCUUUGCACUCUCUACGCCUGGAAAACGAGAAACGUUCCGGAGAACUUCAACGAGGCGAAAUUCAUCGGCUUCGCCAUGUACACGACAUGCGUCAUCUGGGUAGCCUUCGUGCCAAUCUACUUCGGGUCGGAGUCGAAGAUCAUCACCAUGUGUAUCUGCAUCUCUCUGUCGGCCAUGGUGACCCUGGUGUUUCUAUUUCUUCCCAAGUUGUAUAUUAUCCUAAUCAGGCCAGAGAAAAAUAUUCGUGCCCUGUUCACCACCUCCAAAUCCAUCCGGUGUCACAUUGGAUCAAGAGUGGCUUCGGCCAUUUCCCACAAAACCUCAUCAUCCUACUCGAGCGGACCGGGUCCUCCGCUGGAAGAACUUGGUGGGGACUACAGCUUCGAUGCCCCGAAACCCAUCAUCCGAUCGGCUUCUUGUCAAACUUCGUUGGAGCUCCUGAACAAACUGCUAGAGAUUCAUCUCUACGAAGAGACAAAAUCUUCGGAAGCAUCGACUCCGAAGCCACGCCAGAGGAACAUCUCCGCUACGCUCAAACAAGUCCGCUACAGUCUGUCACCCAUGAAGUCAGCUAUGAAGCGCAACACCAACAUCGACAAGCACCUGCUAGUUCCGGAAGGUGAUCUACUCAACAACAAUAACACAUUCAUCAUCGAAAAUGGUCUCCAGACGUCCGAUUUUCAAAGAAAAGGCUCGACAGACCUGAUCGAGAAAACCACCACCAUACGAGAGACCUGCUAUCACUGCUCUCAGCUAGAUUCGGUACGCUAUCGGUACGAUCUCAUCGACGAUCUGACGACGACAACGACGAUGUCCAACAUCAGCCAUCAACAAGACCUGCCGCUGACCAACAACACCGGGGGAUCUGUCUAUCUCAUUGGUGGUAACAAUGCCGGAACCUGUGCCAAACAAUCAACAACGAUGUUCAACAAAUACGCCAAAACGAUGAUCAGCGAGGAAAGUUUGUCCGAGUGUUCGAUCAGCACCCUUUCCGAGUCUUGCGACUGCAAGUUCAAAAGUAUUACCAUCAAACUUCCGAAGCCGACCGACAACACUGCUGAUCGGCAGCAGCAGCAACAGCAACAGAUCAUAUAUUUUUGAUAUCCUCUAGAACUAAUUUGGAACUUUUGGUGGACGGAAAGUGGUUAUAGAUCACUUAUUCAUAACUGUGGAAUCCUAUGGUAAUAUAUCCAAAACAAAGUAGGAAUUUGUUAGACGAAACUUUUCUAAAAGAAGAAACCUGAAAUAACUGCAUGACGUUAGCUGAUUCCUAACUUUUAAUCGUAAUGUGGAUGCACAAUCAACCGUUUC